Messenger RNA from Thermothelomyces thermophilus ATCC 42464, 2281 nucleotides. RefSeq lists its product as uncharacterized. Gene Ontology annotation, molecular function: GTP binding; GTPase activity. The record is from RefSeq and is a predicted model, not a curated record. The coding region runs from base 189 to 2135 and encodes 648 amino acids. The transcript is spliced from 2 exons. Lineage: Eukaryota; Fungi; Ascomycota; Sordariomycetes; Sordariales; Chaetomiaceae. Gene Ontology annotation, biological process: ribosomal subunit export from nucleus. Gene Ontology annotation, cellular component: cytosol.
AGCAAUAUCUCCAAACGACCCCCCCCUCCCGCCUCAUUGCAGUAGAGGCUGGGCUUGGUACAAGUUUACAAUCAAUCCAGCACUGCAGAAAGUGCCAUUUGUUUUUAUUUUCUUCUUAUCUUUCUUUAUCUUUUUCUUCUCCCUUUUGAAUUAGAGCAAUCCGACAGCCGAACGGCCCAUUGCCCACCAUGGUGCUCGCAAAGUCCAAGAAAUCGGUCGGGCUCGGCAACCAACUGAUGAAAGAUCGGUUUGGUAAGGGCAAGGGCGCCGACCGGAAACGGGUUGGAGCCGUCACGCGCAUCGACCACUCAACGGGCCAGGAGUACAUCACGAACGAUAGGGCGGAGGCAGGAUGGGUCAAGAUGCGCUCCGUCACCGAGCAAGGUGCCCUGGACGAGUUCUUGGCUACAGCCGAACUCGCGGGUAUCGACUUUACGGCUGAGAAGACCAACAACGUCAGGAUCAUCCACACGGACCAGCGAAAUCCGUACCUACUUACCGCAGCUGAGGAGAGGGUGGUAUUGGGGAAGCAGAAGGCACUCAAGUCCCGUCUUACGGUGCCGAGGAGACCGCACUGGGACGAGACGACAACACCCGAGGAGCUCGACCGCCUGGAGCGCGAGAGCUUUCUGCAGUGGAGGAAGGGAUUGGCGGAGUUGCAAGAGACGCAAGAUUUGCUGAUGACGCCGUUCGAACGCAACCUCGAGGUUUGGAGGCAGCUGUGGAGAGUCAUCGAGCGGUCCGACGUGGUGGUGCAGAUCGUGGAUGCCAGGAACCCCCUCAUGUUCCGGUCUGAAGAUCUGGAAGCAUACGUCAAGGACGUUGACCCCAAGAAGGAGAAUCUCUUGCUCAUCAACAAGGCCGACAUGAUGACGUUCAUGCAAAGGAAAGCGUGGGCAAAAUACCUGAAGAGCGCCGGUAUUGCCUACCGGUUCUUUUCGGCCCAUCUGGCCAAGGAGAUGCUGAAUGCGCAGGCUUCCGAGAGCGAGGAAGAAGAAGAGGAAGAGGAAGAGGCUGGCCCAAGCAGCAGCGGAGCGCCGUUGAAGCCAGAGGAGGCGAAUGAAGAGAGCAGGGAUGAUGUAGGGGGAGAGGGCGCCCAACAAAGGGAGGAUGAUAACGAGCUGGAUACUCGGAUCUUGACAGUCAGCGAGCUAGAGGAAAUGCUGCUGCAGUACGCACCGAAAGACGCAGGACCCGAUCGGAAGCUGCAGGUCGGUCUCGUCGGCUACCCGAACGUCGGAAAGUCGUCGACGAUCAACGCACUUAUUGGAGCUCACAAGGUGUCGGUCUCUUCGACUCCGGGCAAAACGAAACACUUUCAGACCAUCCACUACAGCGACAAGGUCAUCCUGUGCGAUUGUCCGGGUCUGGUUUUCCCCAACUUCGCCAGCACUAAGGCAGAGCUUGUCGUUAAUGGUGUCCUCCCCAUCGACCAGCUGCGUGAAUACAGCGGGCCAGCCACCCUCGUCGCUCAAAGGAUACCGCGGGCAUUCCUGGAAGCUACUUACGGCAUCCAAAUACGCACGCGGCCCCUUGAGGAAGGGGGCACCGGAAUCCCCACCGGUGACGAGCUGCUCAGCGCGUACGCUCGCCAUAGGGGCUUCAUGACACAGGGCCUUGGUCAACCAGACCGGUCCCGGGCCGCGAGGUAUAUCCUCAAAGACUAUGUUAACGGCAAGCUCCCUUAUGUGACACCUCCUCCCGGCGUUGAUGAUGCCCAAGAGUUCAAUCGUGAGCUUUACGACAUUUCACAUCUUCCGGCCAAGAGGCAGGCGGCCGUCACCGCGGCGAUGGAGGAGUUGACCGUGAACGGGGACGACAAUGCGUCGCUCUUGUCUGACAUGGUUCCCCUUCCUCAAGGCCCGAAGUCGGAGAAGCUGGACAAGGCCUUCUUCAAGGCCGGUCAGGGCAGCGCGGGCCACCUGUCGAGGCCGUUUAACUACAAGUACACACAGCAAGGCAUGGCGGAGGCUGAAGGCAAGCAGUUGAGCGGACGGAAGCUCAGGACGAUGAUUGCUCUCGAGAAGGGGAUUGACCCCAAGGAUGUGCAGAUGGCCUCGGGGAAGAAGCACUUCAAGGGUGGGCGGAAGGGAAGGGGAAAGAGGAGGGGUAACGUGGUGGAUGGUGACGACUGAUGCGACGCACUCUGUCAGAUUUCAGCGUCGAUUUCUAGUUACUCAUCUUCAUGAGAUGAUAUAUUUCGGUCAAUUCGGGCGGUGGCGUUUAAAAAGUAGAGGGAUCAAUUGAUUUGUUGCAAUCUUGGUUCAUAACGCGCUCCAAC